GGCAAAUCCACUGAUUCAAAAAUUCAUUUUGACAAAAAAGCAAAACCCUAGCCUGCCUCUUUUUGCUUUACCCCAUUUUCCCUCCCUCCUCUUUUCCCUCCCUCCCAUUUCUCUCUCUACGCGGCGUAACACACACAAACUCUCUCUCUAGCUUUUACUGUUUACAUCGUGAAAGUUCCUCUGUUCUGCCGCCUGCUCAACCAUGGAGCAGUGAUUUCCAAGGUAACUGAAAAAAAGUAGAUACCUUGAAACAAGGGAUAAUUUUUUAGAGAUUUUUUUUCCAAAAUCGAGAAAUAGUAGGAGGCCAACAUCAUGGGCAAAGUAUCUCCAAAUGACCGGCAACCAAAAAGUGGUAGACAAAAGAGGCGGAUGAGGAAUUCAAAAGGCAAGUAUUUGAAACCUGGUGCCCUUGCCCAGCUACGAAAUACCAAGGCAUCAGCUUCUAAAUCUUGUACAGAUUUGGGAAAGAAAAGAGUUGAGCUUUUAAAUGCCAAGCAGGCUGAAGAUGCACGUCCUGAGAUUCCCCAAGUAAAAAACACAGAUGUUAGUCCCACCACACCUUUUUCUCCCGUAAGAUUCCAGUUUGCACCUUUACGUGGUCCCGCCGAGCUGUUCAGCCCGGUUAAUUUACAGAGCACCCCCAGGACUCCUUAUGCCGGACAAUCCGAGUGCGAGUCGAGGCUUGAAUCUCUCCCUAUGGAUUUACUGGUGAAAAUUCUUUGUCACCUGCACCAUGAUCAACUUAGAGCAGUUUUCCACGUCUCACAGAAAAUUAGAAAGGCAGUUGUGAUAGCAAGACAAUUCCACUUCAAUUAUACCACACCAGAUAGAUCAAGGCAAGAGAUGCUGAAUACAGUUACUCCACUCCCAACUGAUCACUGGCCUUUCAUGAGCAAGAGAAAUGGAAAAGGGUUGUCGAUUGUCAGCCCCCACACACCAAAGGCACCUAAACAUGGUCCCCGGCCACCCUCUCGUUUGAAGUUCACCGAGAUGCGGCAGAUUGCUGCCGUUCUUUUCCAGGAGUCUUCAUAUUCUUCCAAGUGUUUCGUGCCGUCAGUUUUGCAGAAGCCUCUCUGCAAAUCGUUGGGUUCCAACAGAGUCCUAUUUUACGAGGAUGAGCUUUGCCAGGCUGUUGCUCAGAACAAACUCCGUUGAACUCUGCAGGCUGUGUUAUUUCCUUUUUGGUAAACCUUUUGCUUGUGUAUAUAUGGACAUCCCCCACUCUGUGGAACUUCAUGUAGGUGGGGCCUGGUUUCAUAAUUAUCUUGAAGCAUGAUGGAGUUCUUGUGCUGUUAGGUGUUCGUUUAAAUAAUGUAUUACUAUACUAGUUUUGUACAGUUAUCCGUAAUCAAAACUGCUUGGCUUUGGAGUGGUCUGAAUUUUGUGUUCAGUUUGUUUAUAGUGGGGUUUGCAUCUAUGCUUAUGUAACUUGUCAAAAGUAGAUACUAAUAUGGUGAUGUCACACUUGCCUAGAAAUCCAUAUACUUCAUUGUGUUUGAUGCUUAACUUGAAAUUUGCAAAUCUGAUGAGAUAUAUAAGUACAUACAUG
Striga asiatica is the source of this 1549-nucleotide messenger RNA. Lineage: Eukaryota; Viridiplantae; Streptophyta; Magnoliopsida; Lamiales; Orobanchaceae. The record is from the annotation of a GenBank genome assembly.